Messenger RNA from Rotaria sordida, 1470 nucleotides. The record is from the annotation of a GenBank genome assembly. NCBI's taxonomy places the organism in Eukaryota, Metazoa, Rotifera, Eurotatoria, Philodinida, Philodinidae.
AUGUCUUUAAUAAAAUUGAUUAGUUUACGUUCAUUUCAACCAAUAUUUAUUCGUACGACUCAAACAAAUGCAAAAAAUGCUUCAAAAAAGCCGACAACAGAGAAAACUAAUGAUGAACAUUUUUUGAAUGAAGUACCACCAGAAAAUGAUAUUCCAGAGGAAACACCAACAUCAGCAGGUCGUGAACGAUCAUUAAAUCGUAUUCAAUUAAUAGGUCGAGUUGGUGCAGAUCCUAAAGUUGGUGGAACACAAAAACAUAAAGUAAUUACAUUUAAUCUAGCGACAAAUGAAUAUGCAGGAACAAGUGCAACAAGUGGAGAAAUAAAACAACGUGUUGAUUGGCAUCGUAUUGCUAUAUUUCAACCACGUUUAUUAGAAAAUGCUGAAAAAUAUGUUCGUCAAGGUGAUAGAUUAUAUAUUCAUGGUCGUCUUCAUCAUAAUUUAAUUAAAGAUAAACAAAGUGGUCAAGAUCGUUAUGUCACAAAUGAAACGACUAAUAUCUCAAUAUCUCAAACAGCAAAUAAUAUACCUGUAGAUCGAAUUGAUAGUCCAUAUAGAAUUAAUAUUGAAGAGUAUCGAUCAACAUUUAAAGAUGGCGUUUAUAUUCGUCUUGAAACACAAAUUCGUUGUCAAUUACGUGUUUAUUGGUUUGUAAAUAUACAAAAUUUUUAUUCUGAAUUAGAUUCAAUAGAUUUUCGUUUAUCAUUAUUGAAAAAUCGUUUUUUGAAAAAUCAUUCUGCACAUCAAGAAAUAUUUAAUUUUGAACCGGCAGGUGAUUAUAUACAAUGUGUUAAAUUUUCAGAUGCUGAAAAUUAUUUAAUAAAAAAUAAUACAGCACGUCGAGAAUAUCCUUUAGUUAUUGUUGUUCAUAGUUUUAUUGAUGAAAAUUCACAAGAAUUUUUUCAAUUGCCAAUACAAGUAGUUACUUUACAUGUAAAAUCAUCGAUACCACAAGAUCCUCCGACGAAAGUUAUAGGACGAAUUUCUAAAUUAGCUAAUGGACAAUCACUUGUCGUACAAGAUAUAUAUACACCAGGUGCUUUUAUCUCUGAUGAUGCAUGUGCUGUUUGUCUAACUGAACGCGUUAAUCAUGUUUUAUUACCAUGUAAACAUGCAUGCAUAUGUCAAAAUUGUUUUUCUCUUAUUGAUAAAUGUCCUAUAUGUCAAAGAUUUAUAUGUAAUAUUAUAUUUUAUCAAGAGUAUCCAUACGAAUUGGUUCGCUUGGUGUUUUUAUUUCUUGUUACACUACUCAUUUUAUUUCAAGUUGUUCAAAGUCGUAGUGUUUUUCCAGAGACAGUCGCUCGUCAUAAAAGAUCAUUAAGUAAUGUUAAUUAUAUGGAUUUAUGCAUGUUUCGAAAAAGUCGUCUAUGUAAUUAUUUACGUACAAUGGAUAAUGAAAAAUUUGAUCGAAUAGGAGAUGAUCAAGAAGUGUGGAGACGUGGCUUGAGUCAAUUCUACAGUAAUUGGUAG